Messenger RNA from Rubroshorea leprosula, 1207 nucleotides. Lineage: Eukaryota; Viridiplantae; Streptophyta; Magnoliopsida; Malvales; Dipterocarpaceae. The record is from the annotation of a GenBank genome assembly.
CAGUCUUCUUCUUCCUCAGGCGCUUCUCCUUCUAUCUCCUCUCCUUGUCUCUCCUCCAUGGUGAAGCUCGUGUGACGGUUGGGUCCCUUCUUCGAACGAGGGUUGGUGGUGCAAGGGGGGAGAUCCAGAUCUGGGUUCCUUCAGUCAUGCUAGCCUAACGCGAUAGGGGAACCCAAGAUCUGGGUUUCCUUUGUUGUCUGAAUCUCGUGCGAAGGAGAAGGUUGAUUUUUGGGUGGGAGGAAAUCCAGAUCCUAAGUUCCUUCUGCACCCACAUUUGUAUUUGGGUUUUAUUGUUCAAAUCUUGAUUGCUGCAAUUUUGGGUCUAAAAGCAUUAAAAUUUGAAUGAUGACAAUUGGAAUUGCAGGUUAAAUCUUGAUUAACUCCAUGUAGGACUUGGAUUUGGCAUAUGAAACCCUGCUCUACUCCUGCUAGGACUUGGAUUAUAAACCCACCCAUGCCCUCUCUCCUCACUUUAUAUAACAAACCAAAUCAAACCAGUUUUUGUGAGUCACCCACCCUUGAUUAAUUUGCUUUCUUCCUCUCUGCGCCACAGUAAUUCUGAUAGUAUGGUUGUGCUAUUCGAGACAACGGGACCUUCCUUUUACUAUUGUAAGGUUGGAGAUCAACAAUGGACAUGGAUCGAGCAGCUCGUCUCUCCCGAAUUAAAUCCUGUUACGUUGGAUGGUAGGAUUUUCUUUUGUAAUACUAAGGGAGGAGUGUGGGGAGUAGGAACGAUUGAUAUCAAUCCAGACCGUCUGGCCUUUAGCUUUUUAGGCCUGCAGGAUCCUCGUCUCAAUGUUCCUUGGGAAUGUAUACAAGAUUAUUUGGUGGAAUCCUUCGGGGAGAUAUUUAGUUUUCGUUUUCUGCGCAAUGCAGAUUAUGGGUGGGAGGAUCAUGAAGUAAUUGCUGUGCAAGUUUUCAAAUUGGAUGUAUCCCGGAGGGAAUGGGAGAGGGUACAGAGUUUCAAGGACAGAGCAUUCUUUCUAGGUUCUUUCCCGUUUUCAUGUCCUGCAACCCAGACAGGAAUCAAAGGCAACCAUGUUUACUUCCAAUUAUAUAAUGAUCCUACCCUAUACGUUUACAACAUGGAAGAUGGGACUGUUUUGUUUUCCAUGCCUUGUCCAAAUUUAUCAGAAUGGUAUACAUCUUUCUGGACUAUACCAAACUUAGGAAGGUAAGAUCGGUUUUACUUCUUAAUUGUUUUUUU